AUGCUCGACCCCCUACCACCUCCGCCUCCAUGGCUCGUCAAUUGGGUCAAACACUAUAGCGAGGCUCUAUACCUGCCCUCAUUGCCCUACCACAUCCAUGAAGUACUGGGCGCCUUCGUGCUAUACCAGACCACACAGUCCAUCAUCUCCCCUUUGCUCUCGAAUCUCCUCUUCCCGCACAUCUAUCCGAAGCUCAAUCGCCGAACACGUAUCAACUGGGACGUUCACGUGGUAUCAUUACUCCAGUCACUCCUCAUCAACACGGCAGCGUUGUGGGUCAUGUUCAACGACAAAGAGCGCAAAGACAUGAACAGCAGUGCGGUGGAAAGAAUAUACGGCUACACAGGGGCGUCGGGUCUCAUUCAGGCAAUGGCCACGGGCUACUUCCUCUGGGACCUGAUCGUGAGCGCCCGCUACCUCAAGAUCUUUGGGCCGGGCAUUCUCGCUCAUGCGGUUACUGCUCUGGCUGUGUUCUCCCUGGGAUUCCGACCGUUCUGCAACUACUACGGCCCAGUCUUCAUCCUGUAUGAACUCUCGACCCCGUUCCUCAAUAUCCACUGGUUCUGCGACAAGCUCAACAUGACAGGCGGCAAGCUCCAGUGGUACAACGGAAUGCUGCUCCUGUCCGUCUUCUUUGGCUGUCGCCUCGUCUGGGGAACCUACCAGUCGCUGCGUGUUUAUCAGGACGUCUGGCACACUAUGCAUCUGAACACUCAGCCUGGUCCUGUGCUCCGAGAGAUUCGAGAAUCGCCACAUUCCUCAAUCUACAUUCCCAGGGACGGCCAACUUUGCCUGGGCGACGCAAGCUGUAUCUCGGCUCAAUCUGAAGUCAUGAAAUUCACUGGUUCACAGACGCUUGCGGUCCCAUUCUGGUUGGCUCUGGUGUAUCUGACCUGUAACUUGGUGCUAAACACGUUGAACUGGUACUGGUUUGGCAAAAUGAUUGAGACAGUCCGCAAGAGGUUCGAGGGGAAACCCCACGACGAACGUCCUCGCGAGCGGCAACGAAAGCAAAGCAUGGUGGAGCUGGCGGCAAGUGAGCUCGACUAUGACACGCUUUCAGGACCGAAGACCCCGUACAACGAGAAGGAAGAUGAAUUUGCAAAGGCUCCUGCUCCCUCCAAUGACAAUGAGUUCGCUAAGGGCACCGAGUUUGCGACAAGCACUGCGGUUCCAGACGGGAACCACGAGGUCAAGAAGCGAUAG
Messenger RNA from Cladophialophora yegresii CBS 114405, 1206 nucleotides. RefSeq lists its product as uncharacterized. Lineage: Eukaryota; Fungi; Ascomycota; Eurotiomycetes; Chaetothyriales; Herpotrichiellaceae. Gene Ontology annotation, cellular component: membrane; endoplasmic reticulum. The record is from RefSeq and is a predicted model, not a curated record. Bases 1 to 1206 code for a protein of 401 amino acids. The transcript is spliced from 2 exons. Gene Ontology annotation, biological process: lipid homeostasis.